AUGCGGACACAGGAUGUUACCCCAUAUCCACACUGUGGGUCUCAGUCGUGCAGGUCCCUUGCCCUUGUCCCUUCUGUGGUGGUAUAUAAGAGUGUCAUAUCCAUCAGCCGACAUGAUCAUCGAGGUUAUCAAGCGUACUCGCUCUUCACCACAGCAAAAUAUGUUAACUCAGAAGCACGACAAGAAGCCCUACUUCGGGCUCACUGGGGGAUGGCUGACCCUCUGGAUCACAGUAAGUAUCGAGAAUUCGAAACCAAUUCAAUACUAAGACGAGAGCAGAUUGCCUGUGCUACGGACAUGACAUUGUUCGGCUAUGACCAGGGAGUGUUUAGCGGGGUUGUCGUCACAGAGGACUUCCUAGUCGUUCAUGACCUCGUCGGGCCAACCAAGACGAAAGCGCUAUCGACUGUCACAGCCAUCUACGACGUCGGCUGCUUUCUCGGCUCGAUUCUAGCUUUCAUCGUGUCUGAAAGGCUCGGUCGGAAGAAGUCCAUUCUCCUGGGAACAACCAUCAUGGCAGUCGGGACCAUCCUUCAAGCCAGUUCCUACAGCUUGGCGCAGAUGUUUGUCGGCCGGGUUAUUCUGGGUAUUGGCAACGGAAUCAACACAUCCACAGCUCCUGUCUGGCAAACUGAGACUGCCACCGUCAAGUGGCGAGGAAAGCUGGUCAUUCUGGAAAUGGCACUGAAUGUCUCUGGCUUUGCGCUGGUCAAUUGGAUCAACUACGGGCUUUCUUUCAAAGGCGGUGCGCUUGCAUGGAGGCUCCCCAUCGCACUGCAAUUUUUCUUCAUCUUCAUCCUUUAUGCGACUGUACCAUGGCUUCCUGAGUCCCCAAGAUGGCUUCUCUCGCACGGUCACAAUGAGCAAGCUCUAGAUGUAAUCUCCCGCAUCGAGGCCAAGCCAGUUGAUGAUCCGUACAUCAUCACCCAGUACAACGAAAUCGAGUACAGUAUCAACUACGAGCGCGAAAAUGCCGUCUCCUGGACAGAUUUAUUGCUACGUCGUCAAAAGACAAAUGACACCAAGACAUUGCGGCGGAUACUUCUUGCAGUUCCAAGGCAGGUCUCCCUCCAGCUAGACGGACACUGGCUAACAGUGCACAGGAAUCAAUAUCAUGUCCUACUACCUUCCUCUGGUGCUGAUCAACUCUGUCGGCCUGUCAAACAGCAUGUCACGACUCCUCAGUGCCUGCAACGCGACAUCCUACUUUGUGUUUGCCUGUGUAGCAGUCAUCAUGGUGGAGCGGUUCGGUCGAAGAGGCCUAAUGCUGAUGUCGACCUUUGGCCAGUUUGCUUGUUUCCUGAUCAUCACUAUCCUCCUUCGAUUUGCGGAGAACGACCCAAAGUAUGGUACCGCUUCAGUGGCAUUCUUCUUUCUGUAUUACAUUGCGUUUGGAAUCGGCAUGCUGGGUGUUCCCUGGCUGUAUCCGACGGAGAUCAAUUCUCUUCCUAUGCGGACGAAGGGUGCGGCUGUCUCGUCUGCGACGAACUGGUAUGUUACUAUCCUCUUUCUGGUCAUUGCGUUUGUAUAUUCACGAUGCACAGGAUCACAAAUUUUGUCAUUGUCGAAAUCACACCUAUUGGGAUACAGAACAUUGGUUGGAAAUUCUGGAUCGUGUGGACAAUCACCAACGCGGCUUCUCUUCCGAUUAUAUACUAUCUGUACCCGGAGACCGCAAACCGAACGCUGGAGGACCUCGACGCAUACUACCGUUCCAACCCGCCACUGAUCGUAACGGGGGACCCGGAUGCGAUCUCAACAGGUCGGCCAUUGAAGUAUAUCCAGCAUGAGGAUGAGGAGCUACAGCGACAGAUCAAGCAGAGGCAGGCUACGGGCGAGGAGGACCGAUUGAAGCGAUAG
Aspergillus fumigatus Af293 is the source of this 1860-nucleotide messenger RNA. Its product is annotated as putative MFS sugar transporte. Gene Ontology annotation, molecular function: carbohydrate:proton symporter activity. The transcript has 7 exons. NCBI's taxonomy places the organism in Eukaryota, Fungi, Ascomycota, Eurotiomycetes, Eurotiales, Aspergillaceae. The coding region runs from base 1 to 1860 and encodes 619 amino acids. The record is from RefSeq and is a predicted model, not a curated record. Gene Ontology annotation, biological process: carbohydrate transport; transmembrane transport. Gene Ontology annotation, cellular component: membrane.